Messenger RNA from Brassica napus (rape), 2814 nucleotides. RefSeq lists its product as uncharacterized. Bases 561 to 2684 code for a protein of 707 amino acids. The transcript is spliced from 3 exons. NCBI's taxonomy places the organism in Eukaryota, Viridiplantae, Streptophyta, Magnoliopsida, Brassicales, Brassicaceae. Gene Ontology annotation, molecular function: zinc ion binding. The record is from RefSeq and is a predicted model, not a curated record.
UUAAAAACUUUGAUAAAAAUAUAAAUUUAAUAUAAUGUAAAUUAUACAUAUCAUAUUUUCUUGCUGAGACUGAAUUGGUGAUGAUACAUAUUAACAACAAAUAAAUCUUGGCGGGAUCCUCCUUUUGGGAUUCAAGGAACAUUAAAGAAUGGUGAAUUUGUGGGGCUGGCGAUCUAUUUCCCCACCGGAACUAUGGUGUCGCACUGUUUCUCCAUCAAACUAUUGCCUCGUUUCAUUUCCCCACCAAACGAAAGUUAAAUAUCUAUAUACCCACCAUAUCAAAGUUAAAUAUCUCUUUCCCCACCUGACAAAAGUUAAACACUCAAAUCCACAUAAAACCUUGUUUAGUUGGUUAAUUAGUUUGGUUAAGACGGGUUAGUAAUACCGAAUCUCGACUUAACCGAACUUAAUUAUUUUUAACCCGACUUAACCAUCCUAAUCUAUCUAAACCCAAAAAAUCCCCAAAUCAAAAACCCAAGAACCCUAGAACGUGAAAUAGAGAGAGUGGGAGAGAAUUCCUGAGAAAAAACAACAGGAAAUCGAUUGAAUUCGUGUUUACCAUGUCUGUAGUACCUAUAAUCGGCGAAGGAGAGUUCGAAAUUGAUGAUGAAGAAGUUGAGCGAGAAGAGUUUGAACUCGACGAAUUGUUGCGAAAUUUCGUGAGUGAGCCGCCAAUUCAGCAUGACGUCUUGCCUGAGAGUGAUGAAGAUAAUGAGGAAGAAGAAGAUCCUGAAGCCCCACAGAGAAUGAGGACGCAUAUACGCCGUGGUGAUGGGCAUUUGUACCGAGACCAGACAUUCUUCAAUGGUGUGGCUUUCAAAGACAGAGUCCUCGAUUAUGCUCUUAGGACUCGCUGCAAUAUCAGACAAUACAGGUAUGAUAAGGAUAAGCUUGGUUUCGAAUGUGCUGGUCAUGGUGAGAAUGAUGAAGCUUGUGGCUGGAAAAUUUAUGCUUCGAUCCUUCCGAAGGAUAAAAUUUGGAGAGUUAGGUUGUUUGUAGAUAACCACACAUGUGAGGUUAAUGGAGAGUGUGAGAUGGUGAAGGUCCCUGUGAUAGCUAGGUUGUUUGUGAACAAGAUCCGUGAAGAGCCGACAUACUAUAUGCCUAUGAAGAUCGAGGAAUUGAUCAUGGCAAAUUGGUCUAUUAGUGUGUCUAGGCCUCAGUGUCAAGCUGGUAGGAAUAAAGCUUUGAAGUGGAUUAAGAGUGAACAUGAUCAACAGUUUGCACGCCUUAAAGAUUAUGCUGCCGAGAUAGUAGAAUCAAAUCCUGGUUCUUCUGUUGAAGUAGACACGUUCCAGAAUGAUGAAGGUCAAGAUGUCUUCAAUCGGAUCUAUAUUUGCUUUGGCGCCCUCAGGAAUACUUGGAAGGAGAGUUGUAGGCCAUUGAUAGGACUUGAUGGUUGCUUCCUCAAAGAAAGAAUCAAGGGACAGUUAUUGGUUGCUUUAGGUAGAGAUGCAAACAAUGCAAUUUAUCCAAUAGCUUGGGCUGUUGUAAAGGUGGAAAAUAACGAGAAUUGGCAAUGGUUUAUGCAAAAACUGAAGGUUGAUUUGGAUCUAAAGGAUGGUGACAAUUACAUUGCUGUCUCAGACCGUAGCCCGGGAUUGAUCAGAGCUAUUAAGAUAGAGUUGCCUAAGAUGGAGCAUCGGAAGUGUGUAAGACACAUCUACGGGAAUUUGAAGAAGAAACAUGGCAACAAAAAACAGAUGAAGUCUUACAUAUGGAGUGUAGCAUGGAGCUACAAUGAAGCAAAGUAUCAGCAAAACUUGGACAGGUUAAGUUGCUACGAUACAGGUGUGUAUACAGAUGUUAUGGCUACAAAUCCGAAGAGUUGGUGCCGAGCUUUCUUCAAGCUGGGAAAUUACUGUGAAGAUGUGGAGAACAACUCGACAGAGUCCUUUAACAGCUCCAUCAACAAGGCAAGAGAGAAGCCAUUUGUGCAUAUGCUCGAAACAAUAGCAAGACUUGCUAUGGUACGUAUAGCCACAAGAUCCAGAGAAUCUCAUGAACACCAAGGAAAAUGUACACCAUAUGUGCAGAGAGUUCUCGCUAAGGCUCUUGUUGAUAAGCCCUUUAAAGACGGAGCCAACAAAUGUGUUGUUAGAAGAAGCGUUAAAGGCUACUUUGACUCAAGAUUGAAUGGCCAAACUCAUCGUGUCAAUUUGGAGAAAAGAACUUGUUCGUGCAGGAAGUUCGACAUCACUGGAAUUCCAUGUAAGCAUGCAUAUGGUGUGAUGCUGAAGUUAAAGGUUGAUCCGUCAGACUAUGUUUGUGAGUGGUUUCGCACGGCUAAGUGGAGAAGAAACUACACAGAUGGAAUUGUUCCAGUCAGGGGUUCUAUGUUUUGGCCCAAAACAGAUGCUCCUGAUGUACAUGCUCCACCUGUAGAGGAUGAACAAGGGGAAGAAACAGAGGGAGAACGAGGGAAAGAAACAGGGAAGAAGAAGAAGAAGCUCACCAAAGCGGAUAAGACAAGGAAAAGAGGUGUGAAUGAGUCACCAACCAAGAAGCUACCAAAAGCCAAGAAAAGGAUUAUGCAUUGUGGCGUUUGUGGUAAGGCUAAUCACAACUCGAGGUGGCAUGCAAAGCAGGGCAAGCAUGAUGAUUCGGUACCGGUAAGCACAUCUCAAACUGCAGGUGAAUCCUCACAAGGAACUCUCACUCAAGCUAGUGUUUCUCAAGCUUGAAUGAUUUGAUAUGUAAUGGCAUCUAUUAUCUUUUGUUUUGAACUUAAUUUUCGACAGCUAUGUAAUGACAUAUAUCUUUGGUUUUGAACUUAAUGGUCUUGGAUCCAUGUAAUGUAAUGACAUUUAUCUA